Messenger RNA from Suillus plorans, 1341 nucleotides. Its product is annotated as beta-tubulin. Gene Ontology annotation, biological process: mitotic cell cycle; microtubule cytoskeleton organization. The coding region runs from base 1 to 1341 and encodes 446 amino acids. Gene Ontology annotation, molecular function: structural constituent of cytoskeleton; GTP binding; GTPase activity. The record is from RefSeq and is a predicted model, not a curated record. Gene Ontology annotation, cellular component: cytoplasm; microtubule. The transcript has 9 exons. NCBI's taxonomy places the organism in Eukaryota, Fungi, Basidiomycota, Agaricomycetes, Boletales, Suillaceae.
AUGCGUGAAAUCGUCCACAUCCAGACCGGCCAGUGCGGUAACCAAAUUGGUGCUAAGUUCUGGGAGGUGGUUUCUGAUGAGCAUGGUAUUGAGCGGGAUGGUCUCUACAAGGGAACCAAUGAUAUGCAGCUCGAGCGUAUCUCGGUUUACUACAACGAAAUCGGGUCAAACAAAUAUGUUCCUCGUGCAGUCUUGGUUGAUCUUGAACCAGGAACUAUGGACUCUGUCCGCUCGGGGCCUCUAGGUAGUCUCUUCCGUCCCGACAACUUCAUCUUUGGACAGAGUGGUGCUGGUAACAACUGGGCCAAAGGACACUACACGGAGGGUGCGGAGUUGGUCGACUCUGUUCUUGACGUUGUUCGCAAGGAGGCUGAGGGCACUGAUUGCCUACAAGGUUUCCAGCUCACUCACUCACUCGGUGGUGGAACUGGUGCUGGUAUGGGAACGCUCCUAAUGUCCAAGAUCAGAGAAGAGUACCCUGAUCGGAUGAUGUGCACGUACUCUGUUGUGCCUAGUCCCGCUGUCUCGGACACUGUUGUUGAGCCUUAUAAUGCAACACUCUCUGUUCACCAACUUGUAGAGAAUUCAGACGAGACUUUCUGUAUCGAUAAUGAGGCCCUUUACGACAUCUGCUUCAGGACGCUCAAGCUCUCCACACCUACUUAUGGUGACCUGAACCACCUGGUUUCUUUUGUCAUGUCCGGUAUCACGACUUGCUUGCGUUUCCCUGGUCAACUCAACUCUGACCUGCGUAAACUUGCUGUGAACAUGGUUCCUUUCCCUCGUCUCCACUUCUUCAUGACCGGAUUCGCUCCAUUAACCGCCCGCGGCAGUCAACAAUACCGCGCUGUCACUGUCCCUGAGCUUACUCAACAAAUGUUCGAUGCAAAGAACAUGAUGGCUGCAUCAGACCCAAGACAUGGUCGCUACCUCACCGUUGCCGCCGUGUUCCGUGGUAAGGUCUCAAUGAAGGAGGUCGAGGAACAGAUGCAGAACGUUCAGAACAAGAACUCUGCGUAUUUCGUAGAGUGGAUUCCUAACAAUGUGCUUUCUGCACAGUGUGACAUCCCUCCCCGCGGAGUUAAGAUGGCGGUUACCUUCUUGGGUAACUCGACAGCUAUCCAAGAACUGUUCAAGCGUGUCAGCGACCACUUCACUGCUAUGUUCAAGCGCAAGGCCUUCUUGCAUUGGUACACACAAGAGGGUAUGGACGAAAUGGAGUUCACCGAGGCCGAGUCAAACAUGCAGGACUUGAUCGCUGAAUACCAGCAAUACCAAGACGCAACGGUCGAGGAAGAGGCCGAGUACGAGGAGGAGGUUCCAGCUGAGGAGGACUCGUAG